CAAAUACAGAGAGAGACAGAGACAACCACCUCAUACAGUGUUCUGUGGCGAUGGAGAUCCCCUCUACAGUCAAACAGCCAGACCAAGAGGAUCCCAAGAAGGAGAGGACAGACGGAGAGCCAGGUGAGAACAAGGAAGAAGACGAGAGACCACAGGUGAUGGAAAAUGGAACACAAGAUGAACGCAAGCAGUGGUUUCCUAACCCUAACAUGGUGUCUGACUGUAAGCAGAUGGCCAGGGAGUCCAGUGUUUCCUACACCCUGGGGAAGGAGUUUUUCCUUAUCGCUGGUCAUGAAAUCUGCAUUAGAGAGUCUCUGGACUCCUAUGGCGCCCUUGUCUGGCCAGGGGCGGUGGCUCUAAGUCAGUUCCUGGAGAAUAACCGGCAGCAGGUGAAUCUCCUGGAUAAAGCUGUACUGGAGAUUGGAGCAGGGACAGGCUUACUGUCUAUUGUGGCUAGUCUACUGGGUGCCUGGGUAACGGCCACCGACCUACCCGAAAUCCUUCCCAACCUGACCUUUAACCUCUCUUGGAACUCCAAGGGCCGCUGUCGCUACACGCCCCAGGUGACUGCCCUCACCUGGGGUCACGACCUUGAGAAAGACUUCCCCAGCACUUCCUGUCACUAUGACUAUGUGCUGGCAGCCGAUGUAGUGUAUCACCACAACUACCUGGAGGAGCUGCUGGCGACCAUGCACCACUUCUGCAAACCAGGAAGUGGCACCACGCUGAUGUGGGCCAAUAAGGUGAGGUUCCAGUCAGACCUGAAGUUCACAGAGAGAUUUAAGAGUUGUUUUGAUACAACACUGAUGACAGAGCAAAAGGAGGGGGACGUGAUGAUCUUCAAGGCCACGGCACGAGAGUGAAGAGAGGAGAGGGGAUAGAAUGGAGAUACCAGGGAGUAGAGGAGACUCAGAGGAAAAGUGUUGAGAAAGCGAAAUAAGAGAGAUUGUUCUCCACUGUGGAUGGAUGAAACAGGAGCUCACUACAGACUGCCUGGAGCCCAUUGUGUGGGUACAUUCUUAUUAGACUGAUAACAAAAGCAGAUUCUGGGUUUCAAGGACAUUGCUGUGAGCUACAUUAUAUUUACAACCCGUGUACUGCAAAAAACCCAGAAACCAAAAUGAAUCUAAACCAUGUGACUUUUCAAAAUGCAAUUUUAUCUACCAAUGUUUUUUCAUACAUUUGAUACAUUGACAAAUGUUUUGUAAAUAAAUUUGCUUUGCACUACAGUGUGAAAAAUGUGUUAAUUUCUCGCUACUUACGCAUAGUCUGCAUUGGCAUCAACACAGAUAUUCUGAAAGUUACUAUAUAUACAUAGACAUCUACUAGAGACAGUAUCACCUGCAUUUAUGACAAUGGUAAACAAACCCUU
This is a messenger RNA of Oncorhynchus tshawytscha (Chinook salmon), 1372 nucleotides long. RefSeq names its product protein-lysine methyltransferase METTL21C-like. The transcript is spliced from 5 exons. Gene Ontology annotation, cellular component: cytosol; cytoplasm. Gene Ontology annotation, biological process: peptidyl-lysine methylation. Gene Ontology annotation, molecular function: protein-lysine N-methyltransferase activity. Lineage: Eukaryota; Metazoa; Chordata; Actinopteri; Salmoniformes; Salmonidae. The coding region runs from base 51 to 863 and encodes 270 amino acids. The record is from RefSeq and is a predicted model, not a curated record.